Messenger RNA from Hydra vulgaris (swiftwater hydra), 1576 nucleotides. RefSeq lists its product as uncharacterized. Lineage: Eukaryota; Metazoa; Cnidaria; Hydrozoa; Anthoathecata; Hydridae. The record is from RefSeq and is a predicted model, not a curated record.
CAAAUUAAAAUUGAAAUUUAAUGGCACUCUUGGUAAUAUGAUCUAAAAAUAGACUUGUUAAUUAGUUGUAUAACCUAAAUAAAAACAGUUUUUAUAAAGAUUUUAUAAGAGCAUUGAUAACAAACUAUUACGGUUAAUACAGACAAAAUUUCAGAUAGAAAUACCGGAAUCAAACAACAAUGGAGACUGUUGCUGAGCGUUUCAUUUUUGAAUACGAAAAAGAACCAAUUGAAAUGAAUUUUGUGGAACUGCUAAACUCCUUUUAUCAAAAUCAAGAUACAGCGAUAGUAAAAUUGCCAAUAAAAACAACUGAAAACAAAACUGAGCUGGUUGCAGAACUAACAAAGCGCAUCUUUGAAAACUUUUACAACAAUCCAUAUUUUAAAGAAGAGUUGUCACUGGUCCUUCUUAAAAAGAGCUAUUUAGAGCCACUGUAUACUCUAACAAAACAAUGUCUAAACAAACAACUCUUCGAUCCUAACAACGAGCAAAUGUUAAAUAACGUUGUCGCAAGACAAAUAUUUGUCUUGCAUUUUAGCAAGUGUAACUUCAAAUCGAAACAUUUCCUUAUGUUUCUGAAGUCAUUUAAUUCAAUUAGUAUUAUAUGCAACAUAGAAAAUAUAUUUGGAUUUGAUGUUAAGCAAUUCUGCCAGAGUUUAUUGACUAAUGAAAAUUUAAAGAAAAUUCUCCAUAACACUAUCAGACUUGUUACCAACAAAGAAUGCAGAUAUGAUUGUGCCAAAACGGAACUAGUUUUCUUUACGACUACGGAUUUAAACGGUGUUAACGGUUAUGCAGGUAACAACACAAUAUAUUUAUCGCAUACUUCACUGCUUCAAUUUUAUUACGUCACAAAGCAAAACGUUACUGUUUUCAAGCUAAACCUUCUUCGUCUAGUUCAACAUGAGAUAUGCCACGUAGCGCUGCGACACCAGUUUUGUAAUUUGAAUUUAUCAACUCCCGAAUUCAAAGAAACAAUAAACUCAAAUUUUGCAACUGGAAAAAAUUACUGCCUUGAAGCAGGUUUAAUUGGUGAAUGUCUUUUGUUUGCUGGACGGAUCGAUUUGAGUUGUCCAAACUUAAAUAUGGCAUACUGCCAAAAAUUUCUUCAAGACUUUCUUCAAGGAGCGUAUUCUCCAUUUGAUCCAACUAAAGCUAACGCAAAGAUUAUCGAUAAACCGUGCUUUGAAAUGGCAAUCGAUUUUUCACCUGAAGAUGAAAUAGAAUUUAUGUAAUGAAUGUAAUGAAAAAAAAAUGUAAUGAAACUUUUUUCUUUUUCUUGUCGAAAUUUGUAUAGUUUAUUGUCGUAUACUUUAUAAAGUUAUUCUUAUUGUCGUAUACAUUAUCAAUUUGCUAUUGACUUGAGAGAAAAAAAAUGUCAACCUGUUUCUAAUUCAACUUCAUAAACAAAAGAAAUCAUUGAGUUCACUUUUAUUAAAAAAAAUUUAUUAUUAACUUUAUUAAUAGUAAUAUAUUAUACUCUAAGUUAUAAUUUGAAUAAUAAUUUAAUUGAUAAUAAUUAGAUAAAGCAACAUAACUUUUUCUCUCUAUUCGGUAUUUAAAAUGCAUUUUGUAU